Messenger RNA from Zygosaccharomyces rouxii, 1860 nucleotides. RefSeq names its product glucan 1,4-alpha-glucosidase (gene SGA1). The coding region runs from base 1 to 1860 and encodes 619 amino acids. The record is from RefSeq and is a predicted model, not a curated record. Gene Ontology annotation, biological process: polysaccharide metabolic process. Gene Ontology annotation, cellular component: fungal-type vacuole. The transcript has a single exon. NCBI's taxonomy places the organism in Eukaryota, Fungi, Ascomycota, Saccharomycetes, Saccharomycetales, Saccharomycetaceae. Gene Ontology annotation, molecular function: glucan 1,4-alpha-glucosidase activity.
AUGGUUUCAAAGGAGAAAAGAUCUAAAGAUUCUGAUUCAAAGAUGAUCGAGAAGAAAAGGUCAAAUAGUAGGGGUUUAGGAAAAUUACCAUUGCCACUACCACUACCAUUGAUCGCCUUUGUUCUGUUCGUAUGUGCAACUUACAAAUAUAUUUUACCACUUAAGGUGGAAAUGGUAGGUUGGCCCUCACAAUUUUCUCCACCAUUUAACGAAACAAACCGUAUUAUCAUUCAGGAUUUUUUCAAGCCAUAUGAUCCAAGUUAUCCGACAUCUUUACCUACAACAACUUACUACAGGAGAAUUAAUUUACGCCCAUUAUCAGCUCACAGAAUUUCAAGAGCUAAUUUUACGUUAUGGCUUGAAGAACAAACUUCAAUAUCUUUUGAAAAAAUAUUAGAAAAUAUUGGUGAUUCUGAUAUCAAUGAUUUAUACCAACAAAAUGUUGCAGAAGGUGCUGUUAUUGCCUCCCCUUCGAAGGAUAAGCCAGACUAUUUCUUUCAAUGGCCCAGAGAUGCUGCUAUUACUGUCAAUACUGUGAUUUCUAAUUUAAUGGGAUCUGAUAAUGCCAUCAACUUGACACUAGCAAAAACCAUCGUCAAGUAUUUAAAUAAUUCCGCUAUUCUACAGAGGAUACCUAAUCCAUCCGGUGAAGGUGUAGGUGGAACCGAUCCUCAGUUGAAAGGUCUUGGUGAACCAAAAUUUGAAGUGGAUAAUAAAGCAUUUGAGGGUAAUUGGGGGAGACCUCAAAAUGAUGGUGCGCCAUUAAGAUUAAUUGCUACAUUCCAUUUCUUAGAAAAGUUAGCUAAACAAAAGAUUCCAUUAUCACAAUUAUUAUCCAAUUUGAAGAUUGAUGGUCUUUCAUUCCAUGAUGAAGAUAGUCUUUUUGAGAAUUUAAUUCGUUACGAUUUGGAAUUCGUUUUGAAUAACUGGAAAGUGGAUUCAUUCGAUCUAUGGGAAGAAGUUAAAGGUCGUCAUUUCUUCACAAGUUUAGUUCAACUUUCUGCUACUAAAUUGGGGAUAGAUUUUAUGAAAUCUAAUCCAGAUAGACAGAAGGACCCACUACUAAAGGAAUUACAAAGGACCUCCACAGAGUUAAACGACUUUUUAACACUAGAAGGUGGAUUUCUCAAUCCUCACAAGAACUACAUUGUAGAAACGCCUUCUAGUUUGAAUAGUAGAUCAGGAUUGGAUACAGCUGUUUUAAUAGCAUCCUUGUUAACUCAUGCCGAUGAUGGUGAAACUUCUCCGUAUAAUCUACCCUUUGGUGUUAACGAUUCAGGAAUUUUAAACACUUUACACGCUUUAACCAGUAUUAUGGCAAUCAUAUACCCUGUUAACCACCAACGUUAUAGUCCACGUAUGGGUGUGGCUUUAGGUAGAUAUCCUGAAGAUGUUUAUGAUGGUGUUAAUACGUCUGAAGGUAAUCCAUGGUUUUUAUGCACUUCAACUGCUGCACAAUUACUCUAUCAGUUGAUUCACAAAAUAUAUGCUGAAGAAUCAGAUUUAGAAAUUCCUGUCAAUACUUGGGAAUCCAAAUUUUGGACAUCUAUAUUUGAAGGUUUUGAAGCAUACCCAUCUUCUUUAUUUAUAGGUGGUAAUAAUGGUAGUGAUGGUGCUUUCCGUUUAGUGAUUCCAUAUAAUUCUCCAGCGUUUCAUCAAACGAUGGCUUCGUUGUUAGAUUACGGUGAUUCAUUUUUGGAUAAGCUACGUGAACAUGUUAGUGAUAACGGAUCCAUGAGUGAACAGUUUAACAAAUAUACAGGGAUCAUGCAAGGUGCUCGCGAUUUAACGUGGUCACACGGCGCAUUAUGGAGUAGUUCUCAUUUUAGAGAACAGGUACUACCACUACUAUCCAAUUAA